GUACUCUGCCGGGCAAGCGGUUGGGAGUUGAGGCCGCCACAUUGCCGUCAUCUCUCACUCUAUCGAGAAAAAAACCACUCCCUCUCUCUCUCUCUCUCUCUCUCCCUCUGUGGCAGUCUCAUGGCUGCCAACUUUACUCUCCUGCAAGUGCCAUCCAUCUCAGCUCAGUCCCUUCAAACCAAGCUCAACAUAAACAGAUUGAACCUCCCAUCAUCCUCAUCUUCUUACUCUCCCAAGCAGAGCGCAGCCGCUGCGUCUCGGUGGUCCCUCGUUACCUGCUUAUCCUCAAGUGGGCGCGAGCCUAAUCCGGUGGAAGAUGGGGUUAAGAGCGAUGAACGGCGUCUCGAGGAGAAACGGCGGGCAGAGUUGUCCGCUCGGAUUGCUUCCGGAGAAUUUACGGUGCGGAAAUCUGGUUUUCAAUCUCUGUUGAGGGAUGGCUUGUUAAAAUUGGGUGUUCCUGCGAAGAGUGUGGAAUUUUUGUUGAAAUGGAUUGACGCCCCAGAACAGUAUCCAAGGAUUCCGGAGGCAAAAGGAAUAAUUAGUGCCAUUCGGAGCGAGGCCUUUUUCAUUCCACUUUAUGAGCUUUUCCUCACUUAUGGUGGAAUUUUUAGACUAACAUUUGGUCCAAAGUCCUUCUUGAUAGUCUCAGAUCCUUCCAUCGCUAAGCACAUACUGAGGGACAAUUCAAAAGCUUACUCAAAGGGUAUUUUGGCAGAAAUUCUAGAAUUUGUCAUGGGUAAGGGACUCAUCCCAGCUGACGGGGAUAUAUGGCGUGUGCGACGGCGUGCAAUCGUUCCAGCAUUGCAUCGGAAGUAUGUAGCAGCUAUGAUCAACCUGUUUGGAAAAGCUACUUUUAGGCUUUGUAAUAAGCUAGAUGCCGCUGCAUCUGAUGGUGAAGAUGUUGAGAUGGAAUCACUUUUCUCCAAUUUGACCUUGGAUAUUAUUGGCAAGGCAGUAUUUAAUUAUGAUUUUGAUUCAUUAACAAAUGACACUGGAAUAGUUGAGGCUGUUUAUACAGUCUUGCGAGAAGCCGAAGAUCGAAGUGUUGCACCAAUUCCAUUCUGGGAGAUUCCUAUAUGGAAGGACAUUUCACCAAGGCAAAGAAAGGUUACUGCAGCUCUCAAGCUGAUCAAUAGUAUACUUGAUAAUCUGAUUGCAAUAUGUAAGAGGAUGGUAGAAGAAGAAGAACUACAGUUUCACGAGGAAUACAUGAAUGAAGAGGAUCCUAGCAUUCUUCACUUUCUUUUGGCAUCAGGGGAUGAUGUUUCAAGCAAGCAACUUCGAGAUGACUUAAUGACAAUGCUUAUAGCUGGACAUGAAACAUCUGCUGCUGUUUUAACGUGGACUUUCUAUCUUCUUUCCAAGGAACCUAGUGUCAUGUCCAAACUUCAAGAUGAGGUUGAUAGUGUUCUAGGGGACCGGUUUCCAACAUUAGAAGACAUGAAGAAGCUUAGAUAUACUGCUCGAGUUAUCAAUGAAUCCUUGAGGCUCUACCCGCAGCCACCUGUUUUGAUUCGCCGUUCUCUUGAGAAUGAUACACUUGGAAAGUAUCCUAUAAAAAGGGGUGAAGAUAUCUUUAUUUCUGUUUGGAACCUGCAUCGCUGCCCAAAUCACUGGGAUGACGCAGAUAAGUUUAACCCGGAAAGAUGGCCUUUAGAUGGUCCCAACCCUAAUGAAACCAACCAAAAUUUCAGUUACCUGCCCUUUGGUGGAGGACCAAGGAAAUGUGUGGGGGACAUGUUUGCUUCAUUUGAGACUGCAGUAGCACUUGCAAUGCUUGUUCGUCGAUUUGACUUCCAAAUGGCAGUUGGAGCACCUCCAGUUGUGAUGACUACAGGAGCAACAAUUCACACAACUGAAGGGUUGAAGAUGACAGUUACGCGAAGGACAAUCCCUCCCAUAAUUCCCAGAUUAGAGAUGCCGAUAAAGGCAGAUGCCUCGGUUAGUGUUGAAGAGAAUCUGCUACUUGUUCAGAAAAGUGAAGAUUCUGAAGUUUCUUCUGCUCAUUCCUAGCACUCGUUGCCUUGCCCCAUUCCGGAAACGCCAUCAGGUUUGCCUAUAUUGGGAAGUAUAUAAACAAUCACUGUGGGAUAUCUAUUCCUGAAUAUGAUAGCCUUCCUCAAUUUGUAGAUUAUGCUGUCAGGUGAUCCAGUUGUAAAAAACAUGAUUUUAUUUAGCAAUGAAAGAAAUUAUUGCCAA
Messenger RNA from Malania oleifera, 2199 nucleotides. Its product is annotated as protein LUTEIN DEFICIENT 5, chloroplastic. The transcript has 16 exons. Gene Ontology annotation, biological process: xanthophyll biosynthetic process. The record is from RefSeq and is a predicted model, not a curated record. NCBI's taxonomy places the organism in Eukaryota, Viridiplantae, Streptophyta, Magnoliopsida, Santalales, Ximeniaceae. Bases 121 to 2013 code for a protein of 630 amino acids. Gene Ontology annotation, cellular component: chloroplast. Gene Ontology annotation, molecular function: oxidoreductase activity, acting on paired donors, with incorporation or reduction of molecular oxygen; iron ion binding; heme binding.